GGCAUCAAGAGAAGAGUCCUGAUGCACAACCCAAGAUUAUUCCUUUCCAGGGUGGGUUUCUUCUCCAAAUCAGGACUUCUUCCUUGGUAUACCACAAACCCACCAGAUUUGUCACAGUCCUUUUGGGGCAGAGCACAUAAGGGAGAUUUCACCAGUGUGACAGUCAGGAAGCAUCCAAGCCGACAAAAGUAUCAGAAGAAACAAAGGCACUUUAGGUCACUAGAGGACUCCUGGCAGGAGAGGCUGGCUGAUGUUGUGACUCCACUCUGGAGGCUGAGCUAUGAAGAGCAGCUCAAGGUGAAAUUUGAAGCUCAGAAGAAAAUUAUACAGAGACUAGAGUCGUCCCUACGAGUGCUCCAUGGAGUCAGUGGAAGAGUGGCCGCACCCCAUUCUGAGGGGCUGCGCUGUCACCUCCAUCCUAUUAUACCCUCUCCCAUCGUCAAUGGCUACCGAAAUAAGUCCACCUUCUCUGUGAACCGGGGCCCAGAUGGCAACCCAAAGACUGUGGGGUACUACCUAGGAACUUGGAGAGAUGGGAAUAUCGUCUGUGUACCGUGUAGCCAGCUGAAAAACAUCCCGGAAAAACACAGUCAAGUAGCUCAGUACUAUGAAGUAUUCCUUCGACAGUCUUCAGUGGAACCCUGUCUUCUGUUUCAUGAAGGUGGACACUGGCGUGAGCUCACAGUUCGAACCAAUAGCCAAGGACACACAAUGGCUAUCAUCACUUUUCAUCCCCAGGGAUUAAGUCAGGAGGAGCUCUGUGUUCAGAAGGUGACCUUGAGGGACUUUUUCACUAAAGGCCCUGGAGCAGUCUGUGAAUUGACCUCACUCUAUUUCCAGGAAAGCACCAUGACCCGUUGCAGUCAUGAGCAGUCCCCCUACCAGCUCCUGUUUGGGGAACCCCACAUCUUUGAAGAUCUUCUGGGUUUGAAGAUCCGCAUCUCUCCAGAUGCCUUCUUCCAGAUUAAUACUGCUGGUGCAGAAUUGCUGUAUCAGACCAUUGGGGAACUGAGUGGAGUGGACUCCAAUACCAUCCUCCUUGACAUUUGCUGUGGAACAGGUGUGAUUGGCCUUUCUCUGGCUCAGCGUGCAUCCCAGGUCCUUGGCAUCGAGCUGGUGGAGCAGGCAGUAGAGGAUGCCAGGUGGACUGCAGCCUUCAAUGGUGUCUCCAACUGUGAGUUUCACGCUGGUAGAGCAGAGAAGAUUUUGCCACAGUUGUUGAAGUCGCAGAAAGAUGAGAAGUUAACUGUUGCUGUGGUGAACCCUGCCCGUGCUGGACUGCAUUACCAAGUGGUGCAAGCCAUUCGGAACUGCAGGGCCAUCCACAGGCUAGUUUUUGUUUCCUGUAAGCCGCAUGGUGAAAGCACAAGGAACUUCAUUGAGCUAUGCUGUCCUCCAAAUUCUGCUAAGAAGCUCCUCGGUGAACCUUUUGUCCUGAGACAAGCUGUGCCUGUGGAUUUGUUUCCCCACACCCCACACUGUGAGCUGGUACUCCUCUUCACUCGAUAUGACUAGGAGACUGCAGGCUUUUAAGGAUGAACUUUCAGAGACGUCCAGGUUUGGCAUGUUGCUGCAUUGGAGCCCAAGGAUGUAUCAUCAGGGAAAGCAGUCUUUGUAUUCUGAGCAAGAACAUAGAUGGCCGCCUCCUCUGAGGCAGAUUGAACUAUAGCUUGUCAUAUUCCUUUGGGAUUACCCAUAUUUGCCGAGUUUUGAAUGCGCCUAACUCCUUGGACUUUUUACAAAGCAAAAUCAGGGGCUAGGGAGAUUGCUAAGUGGAUAAAGUACUUACUGCACAUGUACAAGUACCUGAGUUUGGAACUCCAGCAUUCACAUACAAAUAACAGGUCAUAGUGGCACACGGCUGUUCUUGCAGUGCUAGAAAGUAGAGAUGGGGGUCCUGGGGGCUUUCCUGACCAGCCAAUCUAGCUAAUAAGUGAACUCCAGGUUCCGUGAGAGACCCUGUCUCAAAAAAGGGAGUUGGAACAUGAUAUCAACCUCUGGCCUCCACAAGUGUAAUCAUAGACACACACACACACAUACACACACACACACACACACACACACACACACACAUUAUACACACACAAAGUAGACAAAGUUGUGUAGUGAUUAUAGGAUAGUUGGGAUUUCUAGACUUUGACACUUCUAGAAUGUCCUUUGAUUUUUUUUUUUUGAGCUGAGGAUCGAACCCAGGGCCUUGGGCUUGCUGGGCAAGCGCUCUACCACUGAGCUAAAUCCCCAACCCUAGAAUGUCCUUUGAUAAUGUGGUUAUGUCCAGGGCAGGAGAAAUGGCUCAGUAUUCACAAGCACAUACUGCUCUUGCAGAAGACUUGAGUUUGAUUCCUAGUAUCCAUGUCAGACUGCUCAUAACUGCAUAUAGUUAUAGGUUCAGGGGAUCCAGUGCCCUCUUCUGACCUCCAUGGACACUGUACUCAUAUGUACAAACCCACACUCACCCACAUGCAAAUACACAUAAUUUAAAAAAUAAUUUUUAAAAAAUUAAAAAAGGAAAAUAUGGUUAUCUCUAGGAGCAAUAACACCAUUUAUCUUUUACCUAUAGAAGAAUUGUUCAGUAGAGACACCUAGAGGGGUUAAGAAACUCUCAAAGUAGGGGUUGAAUACUUAUGAUUGUGCUGAGUAUUAUGGGUGAAGACAGCACCAGAAGCCUAUAGUAAUCCACUAUGUACUAUAAUAAAGUGGAUAUUGGAGCUAACUAUAUUCACUCAUCUCUAGUCCAUGAACCUUUCAAUUCUGGUUGUCCUUUGGUGGUUGUCCAACAAUUUAUGCUGUAUUUUGAAUACUCUGAUGGUUGGAAG
Molecule: messenger RNA, 2816 nt
Organism: Peromyscus eremicus (cactus mouse)
Lineage: Eukaryota; Metazoa; Chordata; Mammalia; Rodentia; Cricetidae
Gene: Trmt2b
Product: tRNA methyltransferase 2 homolog B
Exons: 12
Coding region: 22-1515 (497 amino acids)
Biological process (GO): RNA processing
Molecular function (GO): tRNA (uracil(54)-C5)-methyltransferase activity, S-adenosyl methionine-dependent
Source: RefSeq, a predicted model, not a curated record